AUGGAUGAUCCACGAUUUAAUGACAUAUUUAAUGAAGAUUUCGAUGGUAAUUAUGAUAAUGUAAUGAACCGCAUUGUAGACCAAAUUAAUUAUCCUAGUUGUGAAGGUAGUGGUGCUUCAGUUGAUGGUACCGGAGAUGAUAGUAAUGGAAACGACUCCGACGAUAGUAAUGACGAUGAUGAUGACGACGACGUUGACGAUGAUAGUGAUGGUGACGAAGCAUUUAUUAUAAGGAGGCAUUUUGAUAGGAAAAAGUUAAUUAUAUGCACAGCUGGAGCUAUAAACACGUAUUAUAUUAAUUAUAUGUAUAAAGAACCAUGUAUGGUUUCCUAUAACACAGGGAUGCGUUGGUUGUCGGAGGUUUUAAGAGGUCAUUGGAAACGAAGUGUUAACAUGUUCAGGAUGGACGCAACCACUUUGUUGAGUUUGUGCACCGAAUUAGAAACGCACCAUGGCUUAAAACCGUCAAGAAGAAUGAGCGUUAUUGAAAAGGUGGCAAUGUUUCUAUUUACAAUAGCAGUUGAGGCGUCAAAUAGACAAGUGCGGGAAAGAUUCCAGCAUUCAGGUGAAACUAUUAGUAGAUGUUUUAAAGAAGUGCUUAAAUCAUUACGUUUGUUUGUUGUGGAAGUCAUAAAACCAGUAGAUCCACAAUUUACGAGCACACCAAGAGAAAUUGCUAUGAAUCCAAGAUUUAUGCCACAUUUCAAGAAUUGUGUCGGUGCAAUUGAUGGAACACAUGUUCGUGCCUGCAUACCAUCUGCAAAUCAAAUUCCAUUUAUUGGACGAAAAGGUGUACCAACACAAAAUGUCAUGGCUGCUUGUAGUUUUGACAUGCAAUUCAUGUUCGUGUGGGCAGGAUGGGAAGGCAGUGCACACGAUACGCAUAUUUUUCUUGAGGCUAUUGACAGUAGCAAUAUCAAAUUUCCAAAACCUCCGAAAGACAAAUACUAUUUGGUUGAUGCUGGAUAUCCAAACGAGUAUGGGUAUUUGGGUCCCUAUAAAGGCGAGAGGUAUCACUUCCAAGAAUUUAGGCGUCGUGGACAACCAAGUGGUCGGAAAGAAGUGUUUAAUCGUGCACACUCGUCACUACGUAACGUGAUCGAACGUUCUUUUGGGGUAUGGAAACAGAGGUGGAAAAUUUUGCAAAACAUGCCUGCUUAUCCAUACAAGACACAAGUUGAGAUUGUAGUUACAUCAAUGGCACUACAUAACUAUAUUAGAAGGAGUUCGCAAGAUGAUGCAGUUUUUUCCGAGUAUGAUCACAACCCCAAUUUAAUUCCAGAUGACUUUUUACCUGAUAUUGUUCAGGCUUCGGUCGUUCAAGGCUCACAGAGGCCUUCACGUAUGGAUUUUGUACGCGAUGGAAUUGCAAAUAGUUUAAUGAAACAAUAA
Molecule: messenger RNA, 1392 nt
Organism: Populus trichocarpa (black cottonwood)
Lineage: Eukaryota; Viridiplantae; Streptophyta; Magnoliopsida; Malpighiales; Salicaceae
Product: protein ALP1-like
Exons: 3
Coding region: 1-1392 (463 amino acids)
Source: RefSeq, a predicted model, not a curated record